Molecule: messenger RNA, 5749 nt
Organism: Podarcis raffonei (Aeolian wall lizard)
Lineage: Eukaryota; Metazoa; Chordata; Lepidosauria; Squamata; Lacertidae
Gene: FGD5
Product: FYVE, RhoGEF and PH domain containing 5
Exons: 21
Coding region: 650-5449 (1599 amino acids)
Cellular component (GO): cytoplasm
Molecular function (GO): metal ion binding; guanyl-nucleotide exchange factor activity
Source: RefSeq, a predicted model, not a curated record
GGUUUUGGUGUUUUUUUUAAUCUCCGCGGUCUCUUUAAAUCUCCGCUUGUUUUGGCACCCGCGCUCUUCUCCCCCCGCCCGCCGCCGCCUCUGUUUCUUUGCUGCCUUUCAAUCUCUGCGUGAGCAAAAGGGCUUCCUCUGCAGGGAAGGAAGGGAAAUGCCUGCCGGCCGGAGCAGCAGCAACAGCAGCAGCAGGGGGAGACCAGCAAGAGCAGCAGCAGCAGCAGCAGCCCUGGGCAUCGCACGGCGCGCAGCGACCAAGGACCGUCCACUUGCAGCGAGCUGAGAGCGGCGAUGGGGCAGGGCCACCACGGCUCCCCGAGGCACUGAUCCCCCCUACACCCAAUCCCUGUCCAAGAGGCUCCGUCCGGACACUUUUGGAGACAGAGGGAGAGAGAUUUCUGCUGUUGCAACUCGCGUCUCUUUCUCUCCUCGCAUUCCCUCCCGUCGCUUGCAACUUGGCUGGAGAGAUCUCCUCCCCGCCCCUUUUCCCCAGUCCCUCCAUGCCCCGACCUGAACUUUAGCAGCCCGGGGGCUCCGGCUUAGGGAGCAACCCUGAGCGCCUGCCAGGCGGAGAACAUGAUUUGAAGCCGGGGAGGCGGCCAAGAGGGACGCAGCGAGUCGAGCGCUUUGGCGGAGACUCCGGAAGAUGAGCCACGCAGAUCUUACAAAGCCACCAUUAGCACCAAAGCCAAAGAUUCUCAGUCAUCUCGCUUCCAUAGCUGCUUCCAAAUUUCCUCCGUCGCUGUCAAGGUCUGGCACACUUAACAAUUCAAACUCUAUGUCUAGAGGUCCAAAACCACCCAUUGCUCCCAAGCCAAAAAUCUCUGCUGACAACGAUCCAUCGAUUCUACAGCGAUCCAGUGUUCAUGCCAACAAUACCUUGAACAAAUGUACCAAUGGAAAAUUGGAGGGAGAGCUUUAUGAAGGAAAUCAGUGCAACAACACAGAUUUCUUAGGAUCAGAAGCUGAUGAUGAAUAUAUAGUGAUUUCUGAAGAUGAAUUGAUUGAUAAAGUUUAUGACUUUGAACAUGAGCAAGAAUCAGCAGAGAAUGAGAUCUUGCACACUCCUGAGGAAGCACAUGAUGAAGAGGAUGACUGUACCCACAGCAAUGACAUCGGUGAUCUUGAAAUAAAUUUAUUGGAGAACAAUGAAACUGAACCAUCUGAAAUUCAAGCUCUUGGCAACGCUGAAGCCCUUGAAAAGGAGGAUGCUUCUGAGGGUGGAUAUGACAAGGUGGAUUGUGAAACUGAUGCCAACGAGAAGAAGAUGAACUGUGCAGAUGAGUCUGAUGAAGCACUCCAAGAACCACAUCUGGUAAAGGAUAAUAACGAGUAUAAUGUGGACAGUAAGAUUUUGAAUGGAGAUGAGGCUUUGAAUGAUGCCAUAUGUGAAGAUAUUAUUUUACAGCAUUUAGAGGUGCCAACAUCAUCUUCAGAGGAUCAAUCACCAAUUUGUGAGGCUCCAGGAGAGGAAGGUCUAUCUCAGGUUUUAGAAGAGGAGCAGUCUAAUGCUGAUGCAGAAAUGGGCCCAAUGGAUAAUGAUGGGGAUGAAUCGGCCUCAAAUAUAGAAACAGAGUUUGCAGAGGAUGCUUGUGCAAGCCUAAGCGACCCCCUUGCUAAUUAUUCUGAAGAAGUAGAUACUGGAUUAGAACUACAUGAAGCUGGUCCUGAUCCUGAAGAGACUUUGGGGGAGGCCACAAAUGAAGCCGGUGCUGAAAAGGAGGAGGAACUAGACCCAGCGGAUGAAUGUGAAACAAGCGUAGAACAGGAAGAAAAUACAGAUGAUGGCUACCAAACCACUGAGAUGAAGAGCGAGGAGGAAACAUCAGAGGCAGCAUGUGAUACAAGGGAAGACUCCAAAGAACAAAAGGAUGAAGUGGUAGACACAGAGACCAUGGAUGACAGCUGCCAGAUCAUUCCCUUUGAAAAAGAGUGCAGUGAGGAUGCUCCUGACUCUUCUGAAGAAGAUUUGCCAUUAGAAGGGACUGAAAUGAACAGUGAUAACCAGCUCUUCAGCCUUCAAGAAGUUAAUGAGCUCGAAUCUGACUCCCAGCUGGCAGAAAGAUCCAAGUCAGAUGUUUUACCUGGAGAUCACAGCAUAAGUGAGUGUGCUUUGGAAGUUAUACAAUCAGAUAACCAAAUGCUUGCGGUGGAUCACAGCAGUGUUGAAGAUACUGCCCCAAGUACACCUGAUGAAGGUACAGCUGAAGGUACCUGGCACUCCACAGGAGAAUUGGACAUUUGCCACCCCGGAAAAGCGGAAAUAGACUCAGGCAGUGAAUAUGUGAUUGAUGGAACUUCAGCAGUCCCUGAAGUGGUGGUUGUUCCUGAUAAUGAUGGAGAAAUCAGCAGUGACUCCCUAGAUGACCCAUACGUAUUGGGAGACAGCUUGCCUUCAGCAAAUGAAAUCCUCUGUGCUGGAAAAGAAAUGGGGGAGGCUGGUGUCCAAGAUAGUUCAAGUGAUUUCAGAGAGGGAGGGGGAAUGGACAGCGAAAACCACUUGCUCUCCAUUGAUCGGAAAAGCAUUGUUACUAGAACAAGGUCCCUCUCCGGGAAAGUGCCUGGGUAUGUGCCAGAAACAGUUCCAGAAGAAACAGGCCCAGACACUGAACUGCAGUCCUCAGCCACCGCUUCCACCAUGUCUGAAGAUGUAAGCCAUAGCUUCUCUCUGUCAGAAGGAAAGACAAUGGAAAUGAAUAGAGCCCUACCUGCAAAGCCAAGGCGCUUUGUUUUAUACCCUCGAUCUUUUUCAGUAGAAGGCAGAGAUAUCCCUGUCUCUGUAUAUAGAGAAAGUGAGACCUCCAUGUUGGAUUACAAUAGAAUAAACAGAACAGAAGACCUCUCUUUGCCUUGCGUCAUUGGUUCCUCAGGUAGUUUUUCCCAGAGGAAUCACCUUCCAUCCAGUGGGGUCUCCACCCCGUCCUCAGUUGUGGAUAUUCCACCUCCCUUUGAACUUGCCUGUAUCACCAAGAAGCCAAUAACGAAAAGUUCGCCUUCGCUUUUAAUUGAGAAUGACUCUCCCGAUAAGUACUGCAAGAAAAAGAAGUCCUCUUUCAAGAAGUUCCUCACCUUAAAGUUCAAGAAGAAGACGGAAAAUAAAGUUCAUGUGGAUGUUCAUGUUUCUUCUUCAAGGUCCUCCUCAGAGUCUAGUUAUCAUGGGCCUUCCAGACUCAUGGAACUUGACAGGAGGAGUUUGAGUAGCUCCCCUCAGCUGAUAUCACGGACCGGCAAGCUGAGGGCAUCUGAGUCUCCAACUGUUCUCUUCUACAAGGAUGGCAAAAGAAAAGGGACGCCCAAGACCUUUAGUAGGAGUGUGUCACGGGUGGAGUCUUUUGAGGAUCGCUCCAGACCUCCUUUCAUGCCCCUUCCUUUAACUAAGCCCAGGUCUAUUUCAUUUCCUAAUGCUGAUACGUCUGACUAUGAGAACAUCCCAGCUAUGAACUCUGAUUAUGAAAACAUACAAAUACCCCCACGAAGGCCAACCAGGGCUGGGACCUUUACUGAAUUUUUUGAAGAUCCUAGCAGGGCAUUAUCUGCCGCAAACGAGAAUGACGGCUAUGUGGAUAUGAGCAGUUUUACAGCCUUUGAGAACAACAAGCAGCAACCUACCAGCCAGGAAACUGAAAGUGCCUACACAGAACCUUACAAGGUGUGCCCUAUCUCUGUGAUUCCUAUUGAAGACGUCACAUCAGAUGAGGAACAGAAAAGUUCUGGAGAUGAGGAUGGGAACCAGGGAGAGUCCAACCUCCUCCAUAAGAAAGAAGGACAAUCCAGAGCCCACCUCAUUGCCCAGGAGCUAGUGUCUUCAGAAAAAGAAUAUGUGGAGAUGCUCCGGCUGUUACAUAUGGAUUUCUAUGAAGCUGUCUUAAAAGUGCUGGGAGAUGAAGAUAACAAUGACCAUGAAGAAGCAAAGCUCAAGGAAGGAUUGAAUGAGAUCCCAGAAAUCUACAAACUACACCAAGAAAUACUGGAAGAGCUGGAAGAAAAAGUUCUCAAUUGGGAAGAUCACCAGAAAGUGGCUGACAUUUUCCUCUCCAGGGAAUCAAGGUUCAUUCACCACACGGCUUACAUUAUGCAGUUUGAUAGGAAUUUGGCUUUGCUGGAUGAAGCCCGCCUUAAAACUUCCCAGCUGGAUACUGUCAUUCGGGAAUUUGAGCAGUUUCGUGGUGGGAGUCCCUUGAACGUGAAACAUCAGCUCUUGAAAGUGGUGCAGCGCAUAUUCCAGUACCAUGUGCUCCUCACAGAUUACUUGAAUAACCUUUGUCCUGAUUCCGCUGAGUAUGAAGAAACACAAGCUGCCUUGCUCAUCGUCUCCGAAGUUGCGGACCGAGCCAAUGACAGCAUGCAGCAAGGGGAAAAUUUGCAGAAGCUGGUACAUAUAGAGCACAGUGUCAAGGGGCAGAGCAACCUAAUUCGACCAGGAAGGGUAUUUCUUAAAGAAGGGACGCUGAUGAAAGUGUGUGGGAAAAAUAGGCACCCUCGACAUUUGUUCCUGAUGAAUGAUGUUCUGCUGUAUACGUAUCCCCAGAAGGAUGGCAAGUAUCGCCUGAAGAACACCUUGGCUGUGUCUGGCAUGAGGGUUAGCCGUCCAAUGACAGAAAAGGCACAAAAUGUCUUGAAGAUUGAAUACGCUGAAAAUUGCUUAACUCUAUCGGCAAGCUCAUGCUCUGAAAGGGACGAGUGGUACAGCUGCAUCAGUAGAUGUAUCCCAGAUGACUACAGAGUUCACACUACAGCUGCCUUUCACAACAGUGUUGAACUUCGGGAAAGGCUGGGAAUGUCCUUGGGUGAGAGACCUCCAACCCUGGUACCCGUGUCUCACGUAAUGAUGUGCAUGAACUGCGGUUGUGACUUCAAGCUCACGCUGAGACGUCAUCAUUGCCAUGCAUGUGGGAAGAUUAUAUGCCGAAAUUGCUCAAGAAACAAGUAUCCUCUGAAGUACCUCAAAGAUCGGCUUGCAAAAGUCUGUGAUGGCUGCUACACUGAACUGAGGAGGAGAGAGCGGCCACUAAGUGUGAGCUUCCCUACAAGUUCAUCCAGGUUUUCAGGCAGUGCCUUCUCUUCUGUCUUCCACAAUAUCCACUACUCAUCCUUCAAAAGACAAAAGAAAAUCCCUUCAGCUCUUUUGGAGGUGGCAGCUUCAGGAGAGGGCUCUUCUAUCAGUGGCUAUCUCAGCAGAUGUAAGAAGGGGAAAAGGCACUGGAAAAAGCUGUGGUUUGUCAUUAAAGGGAAAGUGCUCUACACCUACACAGCGAGCGAGGAUAAAGUCGCCACAGAGAGUUUGCCUUUGCUGGGUUUCACAAUUGCCCCAGAAAAGGAAGGCGGAAAUGUGAAUGCAGUUUUCCAUCUUUACCACAAGCAAACUCUGUUUUAUAGCUUCCGAGCAGAGGAUAACAAUUCAGCACAGAGAUGGAUUGAAGCCAUGGAGGAAGCAUCUGUAUUAUAGCAGUUAUCAACCAAGUGGACUUUGAAUGAACACAUUUAUAUUUGCAACAGCACCCUUCUGUUGGAAGAAACUGUAUAUAUCCCUAUGUGGCUAAACACACAGGAGAGAACUUGUAUAAGACUAUUUUGUUCCUUCCUCAAGCUUAUUCCCUUACAGGUGGAAACCUUUAAAACAAGGAAUAUUUAUGGUCCUUUUUUCUAUCUCUGCAAGUUCAAGUUCAUCCUUCGCUGUACUCCGCUCCCAUAUAAUACAGUUGCAUAUUUUCAAGAUUUAGAAUAAAUGUAUGCAUUAUUUCAAAAA